AUGGACAUGAAGACGUGGUCAGUUCUACUGGUGGUGAUUCUUCCUGUGAUGACCGCAGUAUGGAAGCCAUCUCAAGAAGAGAGAAGAGAAGGAUUAAGAAGGGGAGUACACUAUCACACCAAGAGGCACAUGCUGCCAAUUGGUGGUAGCGAGCCAAAGAAGCGACACACCACGCAGAAACCUCCGCAACUGAGGAAAAAGCCCUCAGGUCACUUAAAACCGCUGGAUGAAGAAGACAUGGAAAACGACGAAGUCGUCUCAGUCGCCGUUGGUCCUCCGCCUCUCAGACCUAAAUACGACAAGAUCCAUUGGAAGCACUCACCAAAGCAAAACACCACCGCACCUCCAGCCAACUCCUCAGCCACAGAUCUUGUUAGAAAUGUCUUAACGCAAUUGGGACGCGAGUUCUUGACGCACCAAGUGAGCGAGGAUUUUGUGUUUGGGCAAUACGUUGGGCAUGCAAUGAAGAAUCUUACCAACGAACAGAGGCUUAGCAUGCAGCAUGAAGUGCUGGAGCUGAUUGUGAAGUAUCAGAAACUGAAUCGAGGAGACGUGAAGGUAGACGAUACAACGGAUAAAGCAGAGAAAAGCUUCGUUCCAAUGCUGAAGGAUAUGAAGACGGAGAAGAGAGCGGCGAUCAAUGAGACCGAUGACAAUUGGCCAGACUUUUCGAAUCUGGCUAAGAUUGUAGGGUAG
Messenger RNA from Ostrinia furnacalis (Asian corn borer), 696 nucleotides. RefSeq lists its product as uncharacterized. Lineage: Eukaryota; Metazoa; Arthropoda; Insecta; Lepidoptera; Crambidae. The transcript has 3 exons. The record is from RefSeq and is a predicted model, not a curated record. Bases 1 to 696 code for a protein of 231 amino acids.